CUCCUAAACAACCGCCUCCAUUUCUCAUUCUCUCUCUCUCUCUAAAAAAAACCAAAUCCAGAGUCAGAGGAAACAGAGAGAAGAGAAAAUCUCUCAUGGCUCUUUCAAACGCCUCCUCUCUCUCCACCAGAUCUAUCUACGGCGGCGGCGACGCUCGUAUUUCUCACCGUCAAAGCAACCGUCAAUCAUCCUUCACAUUUCAUCCCGUCGUCAACACCAAGCUUAAGUCCGUUAACCUCGUUACGGCGGUACACGCGGCUGAGCCAGCUAGAAACGCUGUUUCAGUUAAGGAAUCCGUUGCGCCGUCGUCGUCUGGUGCAUUGAAAUGGACUCCAGAGAGCUGGAAAUUGAAGAAAGCUCUGCAACUUCCUGAUUACCCUAACGCUAAUGAGCUUGAGUCUGUUCUUAAGACGAUUGAGGCUUUUCCUCCGAUUGUUUUCGCCGGAGAAGCUAGGAAUCUUGAAGAGAGAUUGGCUGAUGCUGCUGUAGGUAAAGCUUUUCUUCUCCAAGGAGGUGAUUGUGCUGAGAGUUUCAAGGAGUUCAAUGCUACUAAUAUCAGAGAUACCUUUAGGGUUUUGCUUCAGAUGAGUAUUGUUCUUACAUUCGGCGGCCAAGUUCCGGUCAUUAAGGUUGGGAGGAUGGCUGGUCAAUUUGCUAAGCCUAGAUCUGAUCCAUUUGAGGAGAAGGAUGGAGUGAAAUUACCUAGCUACAAGGGAGAUAACAUCAAUGGUGACACUUUUGAUGAGAAAUCUAGAAUUCCUGAUCCUAAUAGGAUGAUUCGUGCUUACACACAAUCUGCUGCUACUUUGAAUCUUCUUAGAGCCUUUGCCACUGGAGGUUAUGCUGCUAUUCAAAGAGUUACUCAAUGGAACCUUGAUUUUGUUGAACAAAGUGAGCAAGCUGACAGGUACCAGGAAUUAGCUAACAGGGUUGAUGAGGCCUUGGGGUUCAUGUCUGCUUGUGGACUUGGCACGGAUCAUCCACUCAUGACUACAACUGAUUUCUACACAUCACAUGAGUGUUUGCUUCUUCCUUAUGAACAGUCGCUUACAAGGUUGGAUUCAACUUCUGGUCUGUACUAUGAUUGUUCUGCACACAUGGUGUGGUGCGGAGAGCGUACCAGACAAUUGGAUGGUGCUCAUGUCGAGUUUCUCAGGGGGAUUGCUAAUCCUCUGGGCAUUAAGGUGAGCAACAAAAUGGAUCCCAAUGAGCUGGUCAAGCUAGUAGAAAUCCUGAAUCCUAACAACAAGCCUGGAAGAAUCACUGUAAUUGUGAGAAUGGGUGCCGAGAACAUGAGAGUUAAGCUUCCCCACCUGAUCAGAGCAGUCCGCAGAUCAGGCCAGAUUGUGACAUGGGUCUGCGAUCCAAUGCAUGGAAACACCAUCAAAGCACCUUGCGGUCUUAAAACACGUGCCUUUGACUCAAUCCUGGCUGAAGUCCGAGCAUUCCUUGAUGUGCACGAGCAAGAAGGAAGCCACGCGGGCGGUAUCCAUCUUGAGAUGACAGGCCAGAACGUGACAGAAUGCAUUGGAGGGUCCCGCACUGUGACCUACGAUGACCUCAGUUCUCGCUACCACACACACUGUGACCCAAGGCUGAACGCGUCACAGUCUCUUGAACUGGCCUUCAUUGUUGCAGAACGGCUCAGGAAGAGAAGAACCGGUAGCCAGCGAGUGUCUUGAGUGCGGUUUUUCCUUAAUAUACACUUUUUGAUUCCAAGAAACUCUUUUCUCUUUGUUCUGUGAGUUGGUGUCUUUAUGACUAAGUUAAAAGCCCAAAAGCCUCUCUAGGAGGAGUAAACCUGUUUCUGCUGU
Molecule: messenger RNA, 1814 nt
Organism: Arabidopsis arenosa
Lineage: Eukaryota; Viridiplantae; Streptophyta; Magnoliopsida; Brassicales; Brassicaceae
Source: the annotation of a GenBank genome assembly